This is a messenger RNA of Sodiomyces alkalinus F11, 870 nucleotides long. RefSeq names its product putative isochorismatase family hydrolase. The record is from RefSeq and is a predicted model, not a curated record. The coding region runs from base 128 to 811 and encodes 227 amino acids. NCBI's taxonomy places the organism in Eukaryota, Fungi, Ascomycota, Sordariomycetes, Glomerellales, Plectosphaerellaceae. The transcript has a single exon.
CUCUACACCCAUUAAAUUCAUCUCAAGACGCACAAACAAGCCGAGGAACAUUAUAUCACCUCUACCGGUAUUGCCAUUCAUUAUCCUUAUCAUUGUCAUCAUCGCCAUCAUAGUCCCAAUCAUCACCAUGAAACCCGCCUCGUCCACCCCAACAGCCCUCGUCAUCAUCGACGUCCAACAAGCCUUCAAGCACAAAACCCACUGGGGCGCAUCCCGCAGCACCAUCAACUUCGAAACCAACGUCGCCUCCCUCCUUCAGGCCGCGCGGUCUUACAACACCAAAGUGCAAAGCAGCCAAGCCGCAGACCAGCGACGCCACCCGAUUCUCAUCGUCCACGUGCACCACCACUCUCUCAUCACCACCUCGCCUCUGCACCCGUCCUACAUCCUCUCCUCAUCGACGGGGACGGGGACGACGCGAGGGGUGGAGCCAACAGAGUACGCAGCGCCGGCGCCCGGCGAGCUGGUGCUGACCAAAUGCGUCAACUCGGCCUUCGUGGGGACCGAUCUCGAGGCGCGACUGCGGGCUUUCGGCGCCCGGCAGUUGAUUGCCGUCGGGCUCACUUCGGAUCACUGCGUCAACACGACAGUUCGCAUGGCUGCCAACCUGCAGGUCUUAGGUGACGACGGCGGUUCGGAUGGUACCGGGGAGGGGAACAACGGGGUUGUUAUUGUCCGGGAUGCUACGGCUACUUUUGCGAAGCCUGGGUUUGAGGCGGAGGUUGUGCAUGCUGUGCAUUUGGCUAGUUUGGAGGGGGAGUUUGCUGCGGUAAAGACGGCUGGAGAGGUUAUAGGCGAGGUUAUGCGCUGAAGCUUUCUCGUGACGAUAGAGUCGGGAUUUCUAUGUCUCUUCGCGCUCCUUCCACGGAU